GAUGGUCACGGUCCCCACUAACAAACACCCAGUGUAUCCAUCGAAUUUUGGGCUCCCAAGAUUGCGUUGACAACUAUAAAAACAGCGUAAUCAUACAUUUCGAUGUCCAAGAACUCACAGCCAGAGUGUCAAGCCGAAGCUUGCGCUCUUCAAACUUGUCUCUCCUCCAACACCUACUCUCCAGAAAACUGUGGCCGCCAGUUGCGCGGGCUCUACCUUUGUUGCAAACAGAUGUAUAGCGAAAGCGAAGGCAAAAAGGAAUCAAGCGCAUGUCCUAUGUCAAGUGUCGUCGAAAGGUGGUUUAAGAGGCACCCAGCUGAUGGGCAAGAUGCGAACAAGAAAAAAUAAGCAUCAGCAAGUACCAAUAUUUGGUGGACAUAAGCCAAAUUUAGGACGAGUGCGAUGUGUAAGUAGAAUGUACUGAAAUAUGAUGAAACAAUUGCUCGCCACGGUGCGCUUUGUUGAUUGUCACACUCGUCGGACUAUUAGCGCUUGGCAUCGGGUUACAUGUUAUUCGAAUAUGCACGACGAGGCUAUGCCCAAACUUAUUGAAAAUAGUUUAUAUUCCUAUUCGUGGCCACACCCCUCUUUUACUCUUUAACCGAUCUACGCUUUU
Molecule: messenger RNA, 616 nt
Organism: Serpula lacrymans var. lacrymans S7.9
Lineage: Eukaryota; Fungi; Basidiomycota; Agaricomycetes; Boletales; Serpulaceae
Exons: 5
Coding region: 103-348 (81 amino acids)
Cellular component (GO): mitochondrial intermembrane space
Source: RefSeq, a predicted model, not a curated record